Messenger RNA from Athalia rosae (coleseed sawfly), 2674 nucleotides. It is a transcript of the gene Slob, whose product is annotated as slowpoke-binding protein. The record is from RefSeq and is a predicted model, not a curated record. The coding region runs from base 1087 to 2475 and encodes 462 amino acids. NCBI's taxonomy places the organism in Eukaryota, Metazoa, Arthropoda, Insecta, Hymenoptera, Athaliidae. The transcript has 9 exons. Gene Ontology annotation, molecular function: protein serine/threonine kinase activity. Gene Ontology annotation, cellular component: cytoplasm.
UGUCGCCUAUUUUUUUUUUGGAGGAAGCAAAGUUAGAUUGGGAAAUCUGAAUGUCUACAAAUGAUCACCGUGCAAUUCAAAAACUAUCAAGAUUAUAGGGAUUGUUUUUGUGGUAAUAUCAAAAUCAGAAGAGCAUCGCUUUCUUCAUCGCUUAAAUUCCACUACAUCUCACAUGAGUGAAAUGGUUGUUUUGUUAACCACUUCAGCAAAUUGAUAAAAGAUGGUGGGUCCAAGAAACAAAAUAUAAUGGUCUAAAUAUCAUGAACUGCCAAGUUGCUAUGUAUAAUUAAAGAAAUUGAUUAUCACGUGAUCUCUAAAAAGCGAUUACUUAAUUAGAGUAUUAUACUGACCGCAACGGAAAUGCAUAUUACAUGCCCAUAAGAAUGUACGGGGUGCUCUAAAAUGGCAGAACUUCGUUAUUAGAGUACGCAUUAUUUGAAUUUGCGGGGGAAAAUAAAUUGAGUAUAAUUAACAUUCAUUCUUAUAAGAACGUCAUUAUGGACUUUGUUCUGUUUAUUGAUGGUUCAAGUAUUUCUUACCAAUAAUCGUAUGUUUCAAGAUCAUUUUAAGGAAUAGAUUUGAAAGUUUCACCCCGUAUAACUGUGACCUGGAGAUAGCAAUUAAUCGCGCAUGAAAUAUUUCAAACAAGGCACAAAAGAAUUUGAACUACCGAACAGAACGUUGUUAAAAUCAACUAAUAAAUAAUCAAUAAUCAGAAUCGACUGUUUAAUUGACGGCUUAUUUUCCAGUCGUAAUUCUGUAUUAAUACUAUGAAAGUGACAAAGGCGGUAAAAUAAGUGUCAUAGGCAUGGAAACAAUAGGCACUUUAUUGAGGAUCGUUCUAUAGCCGACUAACAAUAAAAGGUCAACGCGAUGAAAGCUGUUGAGUAUAGUGUGUAAACAAAAUCCAGCGAUUACUAUCACAGUUUAAUCGAUCCUUAUUAAUUGUUAAUGUGAACAGGAAUUUUAUGUUAUACGCGUUCGGAUUUCCGCUUGCACUUUGUUCCGUGCGAAUAUGCUGUAUAGCGUUUUAUCUAUUUAUUUGAAUACUUCUGAAUUUUCAUAAUCGUAAUUCAUCAAUUUAUCAUGCCAAAAGCCAGGCGACCACGAAGUCGUCCUGAAUUGUGGCAUAAUAAUAAUGACGAUGAAGCUGAUCGCUAUAAUCUUUGGAGUAAGCAGCAAACUCCAGACUCUGCUAAUCCUUGUUUCGCGCGGCUAAUCCGAUGCUGGCGUCGACGCCGAACAAACGACGCCGAUCAAGAAUUAACGCAACGAAAUGUCUGUGGGAUUCAUAUGCGUAUUAAUUACCUAAAUCAGAUAAGAAAUGGGCGACAUCAGUACACCGCCUUGGAUUGCUAUGGUCCAUCGGUCUGCAGUGAUGUGGGUGAAUGCAUGGAAAUGGAGAAAAGAUCCAGAGAUUUAGCUUUGACCAUUUGUCAAAGUUACGUGGGAAUUUCUGGGCGAUACAAUCUUACAAAACAGUUAAAUAACGUUGGGUCUCGAGUGGACAAACACUGGUUUGCUAUAAGGGAUAAUUCGCUGAAGGCUGACAGGCUCUUAACACUUGCACCAUUGAGCAGAAAUUGUCCGAUAAACAUUUGCUCGUCUGUUAAGGAGACCUUGAACCAUUUAUUCCGCGCCUUGCAACAUCCCUAUAUCUGUCCAGUGCUUGAUCUAGAUUUCAACGAAUUUGAGGGACGAAAUUACGUCAUCCUUGUUCAACCCAUCAAUCAGGGAAGCCUGAAGGAUCUCAUAUAUGGGAUAGAGAGAAAUUGUUGGAACGAAGACUGGAGUCAAAAAUAUGUGACGCGAGGGAAGGGACUACCUCUUCCUCAGGUUCAGCGACUCGGACGUCAGAUUUUGGAGGCAUUGGUAUUUUUGAAAGAGCGUGGAUUUCCUACAGUUACACACUUGCAUUCCGGUAAUGUGAUUGUCCAAAACGGAGUCGCCCGACUUGCAGGUUUGGAAAAUACUCUUCUUGGUUUCACGAGCAGGAUUUAUCCAGUCGUCACUUCAAGAUCCUCGCACUUGAACUACAUCGACACCAUUUGCUUUGGACAUGUUUUAUUCGAAAUGUGCGCGGGCUACGAACUCUGCUCGUUUAAACCAAUGGAAACUCAUCUAUCGGACAUCACUAAGUACCCUCAGAUUAUAGAAAUUUUGGAACUUAUCUUCGAACAGCAAGAAGCUCAAUAUCCGACUGUGGAGGAGCUUUUGUUACACGAUCUAUUCCGCAACAUUGAUCUUCGUGAAAUGCGGAGCGCACCAGUAACGAUGUUCCGUCCGACUUUAUCACCUCCUGUAGUCAACCUGCUUGAUGGGAUAAAGCGAAAAAAUGGUAACAAAAGACUGGAGAGUAUUGAGACUGAGGAGAUGAUAUCCCUCGAUAGUCCUUCGCUGGAAUGCAACACAGAAAUUAAGGAGUGUUCGCUUCUUGCUGAGAUAUACGGCGAACUUUCAACUACAACGAUUUAAAUCAAGAGCGCAGCAGUCAAAAUACUGAUACCAAUGUAACUUUAUCAUCGUCUCUCGAACAGAGCUUAGUUUCAUCUUCCUCCGAUCGAAUAGCGCUUUUUUGGUUUUUGUAAUUAUUCAUGUAUGCCUAUGUUUAGUGAGGUUUUUUUUCUCCAGCCGUAAAUGUGUACAAAUUAAACUAUAUGAAAUUAUUGAAAAA